Messenger RNA from Dermatophagoides pteronyssinus (European house dust mite), 1689 nucleotides. RefSeq names its product V-type proton ATPase subunit Vha44 (gene Vha44). NCBI's taxonomy places the organism in Eukaryota, Metazoa, Arthropoda, Arachnida, Sarcoptiformes, Pyroglyphidae. Gene Ontology annotation, biological process: proton transmembrane transport. Gene Ontology annotation, cellular component: lysosomal membrane; vacuolar proton-transporting V-type ATPase, V1 domain. The record is from RefSeq and is a predicted model, not a curated record. Gene Ontology annotation, molecular function: proton-transporting ATPase activity, rotational mechanism.
UAUUUAUAAUUAUACCCCAUUUUCGUGUUUUGUUGUUGAGUUGGUUGUUCCUCAAUAGACUUUUAACCAAACCAAAAUAAACUCGGGACCUUGAUUGGAUCAUCUUCAUCGUCAUUCUUCUUCGAUUUAUCUUAGUUGAAAUAUUUCUAGUUUAUUCGAAAAUUUCGACAAAAGUUUUCCAAAAUACAAUUUUUUGUUGUUUUCAAAUUUAAAUAUUGUGCGUGAGUGUGGGAAUUGAAAACGCCCAUUACAUCAAUAAUUGCCAAAAUAGUCAUCCCGAAAUUGAAAUCGAAAUCAUCGUUUUAAAUUACAAUAAUGGAAUAUUGGCUUAUAUCAGCACCGGGCGAAAAAACAUGUCAACAAACAUGGGAUACAUUGAAUGAAACUAUAAAUAAAUAUGGACCAGAUUUUUGUAAAACUUUUCGUUUUCUUCUACCAGAUCUAAAAGUUGGUACAUUAGAUACAUUGGUUGGUUUAUCCGAUGAUCUAAAUAAAUUGGAUGCAUAUGUUGAAACUGUAAGUCGAAAAUUGGCACAAUCUAUUGGCGAUAUAUUGGAAAAAGGCCAAUCAUUAAAUGAACAACUUCAAGCAAAUGGUCAAGAUUUACAUACAUAUUUAACAAAAUUUCAAUGGGAUUCGGCAAAAUUCCCCAUUAAACAAUCAUUAAAAUCAUUACAUGAAAUUAUUAAUAAACAAAUUGGACAAAUUGAUCAAGAUAUGAAAACAAAAACAUCAGCAUUUCAUAAUUUAAAAAAUAAUCUUCAAUCGCUUGAACGUCGACAAACUGGAUCGUUGUUGGUUCGUGAUCCAAGUGAAUUGGUACGAAAAGAACAUUUUGUUCUUGGUUCUGAAUAUAUGAUUACAUUGUUGGUUGUUGUACCGAAAACCUAUUACAAAGAAUGGCUGGCUAAAUAUGAAAAAUUAACCGAAUAUGUUGUACCACGUUCAUCAACAUUAUUGUUUGAAGAUAAUGAUCAUGGUCUAUUCAAUGUAACAGUUUUUAAAAAAAUUGUCGAUCAAUUUAAAGUAAAAGCACGAGAGAAUAAAUUUAUUGUUCGUGAUUUUCAAUACAAUGAAGAUGAUAUAAAUGCAGGGAAAAAUGAAAUUGCACGUUUAGAAAGUGAUAUUAAAAAACAAUAUCAUUUAUUGAUUCGUUGGUUGAAAGUUCAUUUUAGUGAAGCACUUAUCGCAUGGGUUCAUGUAAAAGUUCUACGUGUUUUUAUCGAAUCUGUACUACGUUAUGGUUUACCGGUUAAUUUUGUUGUUGCAUUACUUCAUCCACCAAAGAAAAAUCAUCGUAAAUUACGUGAAGUUCUUAAUCAAUUGUAUGCACAUUUGGAUACAACCAUCCUUCAAGGACCGAUUGAAGAUAUACCCGGUUUGAAUGUUGGUCAACAAGAAUAUUAUCCAUAUGUUUCAUUUAAAAUUAAUAUUGAUUUUGUUUCGACUAAAUAAUCCAAGUUUUGGUUAGUUUUUCUUGUCAUCAUCAUUAUCAUCUUCUUCGCAAUGUUUUUUCUCUUCUUCUCGAUUCAUUAAUCCAUUUUCAACUAGCCAACUGUUUUUUUUAUUUAUGUUGAUUAUUAAUUAAUUAUUCCAGAAAAUAUUCUAAUCAAGAAAUUAUUUAAGCAUUCGAUUCGUGUUUGUUUGUUUGUUUGUUGUGUGUUUGUUAAUUUUAUUCGACUGAAUAGA